UCCCCUCCCAACUAGGUAGCCAACACCAUCUCUCUCUCUCUCUUCUCUCCUCUCUCUCAACGAUUGUCACGAGGACCAAUGCCCUAAUUGGGUCCAAAGCAAAGCCGAUCAGAAACCUUGACAAUGAGAAGACAAGAACCCCACCUCUCCUCCUCUUCUCUCACUCCUCUUAUAUUGCAGUGCAACUGCAGUCCCAAUUUUGAAAGCUUUCGUAAUCAUCUGAAAAAACCAUCCAACUCCAUGCCCUCUGUGUUCUUUUCUGCUCUUCUUCAGUACCAUGAGGCCGGAGAAGAACCCAUUAGACCUCAACAAUUUGCCUGAAGAUUAUCCUGGUGAUCGAUGGCGCGAGGGCACGCAUACUGCUGAGGAGACUGAUCCCAAGGAUAGAAAGAGAAAGUGUGGAGCAGAUGAAGGGAAGGAAGUUUGUGGUAAGGUCUAUGAAUGCAGAUUCUGCUCUCUCAAGUUCUGCAAGUCUCAAGCUCUUGGCGGACACAUGAACCGCCAUCGCCAAGAGAGGGAAACCGAAACCUUGAAUCGUGCUCGUCAGCUGGUUUACAACAAUGAGAAUAUUGCGGCUCUUAAUCUAGGGCUGAGAGACCAGACCCAUGGUGCGAUGCAGUCCAUGGCCGGAAACUUCCACCAAAGAAGCGGGGAGCCACCUUCUCUCUCUUUCAACCCGAUGCUAAACAGGCACCUUCCCGCCUCUGCUCCCACCUUCUCCCCUCCUCCACUACCUCCUCUCUCUCACCACAUAUACCCACUUUCAUCUCCGCAGCGUUUUCUCUCAAUGACACCAUCUCCAUUUCCACCACCUCCGCCAUCUUCCAUGAAUGACUAUCUUAUUGGCCAUGUUCUUGCUGGAAAUCAACACCACUUGCACCGCCAUAACUUGCACCACCACCAUGUCGUUCCAAGGAGUAGUACAGGGUCUCCUCCAAAUGAAACAACUUUCGCCGUCGGUUCUUCUGCAUCUUCCUCUUCCCAUAAUUGGGGUUACUCAGAUGAUCAAGCUCCAACACAUCAGUUCCCACAUGAUUUUUGAUAACACUAUGCCCCCUGUCAGCAGGAGAGAGAGAGACUCAAAGUUCUAGUUGUCAAACGUUUUGGGGAGGAAAGAGAGAAUGAAGCUUCGUGUUCGGUAUCGUUUUGGAGAGAGAAAGAGUCAAUUUUCUUUCUGGUUAUAUGAUAGAGAGAAAGUUAGAGCGAGAGAGCUAGUCAAAGUAAGCUGGUUUUUUAGAGAGAGAUAGAAAUCUGGCAGUAGCUAUGCAAGAACUCAAAAGGAAGAAGAAAGAGAAAAGCAAUCUUUUAGAUUUUUCUUGUCUUUCUUGAUUUCUCUUUUAUCUGUUCUUUCUUUAUAUUUUUUUUUAUACUUCUUGUUUGCAGAAGUGCAGCUUUUGAUCUGAGUUAUGGAGUGUAAUAGCAAAGUGGAUAUGGAGAGUUAGGAAGGGGACUCCCCUUUCACACUGGUU
Messenger RNA from Amborella trichopoda, 1469 nucleotides. RefSeq lists its product as uncharacterized. The record is from RefSeq and is a predicted model, not a curated record. Gene Ontology annotation, molecular function: DNA-binding transcription factor activity. NCBI's taxonomy places the organism in Eukaryota, Viridiplantae, Streptophyta, Magnoliopsida, Amborellales, Amborellaceae.